GAGAUGGCGGAGGGCAGCGAUGAGGCAGCUCCCGUACCUCCACGAACUUACGGCAAAAAACCACAUGUUUUCCAGUUUAAGGAACGUGGAAAAAGGUAUAUGAUAGGUACUGAGGUGGGGUGGUAUCUGGACAUGAUGGCUGGCGGAGUCUACAAAAGGUAUCCUCUUCUUAGGAGAAAGAAACCAACAAGAGAACAACGUUGUUUAAUAGCCAAGACAGCACAUCGACGUCUCUACAAACAUGGACUUCCCAGCAGCAUUACUCUUCUAAAGGUCUCAGAGAUAGAGGAGAUCCUCGCUGGCAGAGAUGCAAAGUACCGCUCAUCCGCUUAUACAAAGACUGUGAAGGCUCCCGAAGCAAAACACUCCACUGUGGCCUGUCCGUUAACUGUGCACAAAGAACUCCAACUUACGCCUAGCCCAAGCUCCGAGGUUGAUGAAUAUUUGUUCUUAACACCCGACUGGUUGAAGUACAUGGACACUAUUGAGCAGGCUCCAUUAUGAAAGUGAUUAAAUCAGUGGCACCGCAAAUAGCCUUAUCAGUUAGUGCAAGGUCAUGCUUCAAUUAUUAGGCAACGCAAAUCUGCGGAACAAUGGUUGAUACAUACUGAAUCAUGGCAAGUAUAAGGAACCAAUCCUGAGGUGAGGUUCCCCUGGAGACUGCACAACAGCAAUACCUGAAGGAAGUAGUCCCAGCCUAUUUCUAUACCUUCCGGGUAGUAGUUCAAAAGCAGGACAGUUCUUUUCAGAACUGAGAAG
Molecule: messenger RNA, 759 nt
Organism: Asterias rubens (European starfish)
Lineage: Eukaryota; Metazoa; Echinodermata; Asteroidea; Forcipulatida; Asteriidae
Product: SWI/SNF-related matrix-associated actin-dependent regulator of chromatin subfamily B member 1-like
Exons: 3
Coding region: 4-504 (166 amino acids)
Source: RefSeq, a predicted model, not a curated record